Malassezia restricta is the source of this 582-nucleotide messenger RNA. RefSeq names its product thioesterase. The record is from RefSeq and is a predicted model, not a curated record. The coding region runs from base 1 to 582 and encodes 193 amino acids. Gene Ontology annotation, molecular function: fatty acyl-CoA hydrolase activity. NCBI's taxonomy places the organism in Eukaryota, Fungi, Basidiomycota, Malasseziomycetes, Malasseziales, Malasseziaceae. The transcript has a single exon.
AUGGCUGCUGCAUCAUCGACGCCUGCGCCGCUGAUGACGCUCGACGCGGCGUGUGAGCUGGCGCAGAAGAUCCUAGACAUGCUACGAGAUCAGAAUAAGACGUGGGAUGCCAAUCUCUUUCGCGGCGCAGAGUGCUUCGUGUCGUACGCCGAGCGUGACGGCGUGGUGUACAGGCAGGACCAGCGCUCCAGCACCGAGCGGCCGAUGCGAGCUGAGGCAUCGAAGAUCUGCUUGCGCAUGAAGGUGAACGGCCAGCUAGGUAACCAGUUCGGAACAAUGCAUGGUGGCUGCCUGGCCACCAUAGUCGACACGUGCUCGUCGUUCUUGACGCUACUGCACUCGAGUGGCGUCGCUGGCGAGCCAUGGUCGAUGAUGGGUGUCACGCAGGCACUCAUCGUGCAGUACCUGAAGCCGACACGUGUUGGUAAGUGGAUCGAAGUGGAAACGACGAUGAGGUCGAUCAGCAAGACACUGUGUCUGCUGCAUGUGAAUAUAUAUGAGCUGGACGGCCGCGAUGGACAGCGGACCGCCCAUACGGUGACUGGCUCGCACAACAAGAUGGACAUUCGCCCCAAACUGUAA